Mucor mucedo is the source of this 844-nucleotide messenger RNA. RefSeq lists its product as uncharacterized. NCBI's taxonomy places the organism in Eukaryota, Fungi, Mucoromycota, Mucoromycetes, Mucorales, Mucoraceae. Gene Ontology annotation, molecular function: structural constituent of ribosome. Gene Ontology annotation, biological process: mitochondrial translation. The transcript has a single exon. The record is from RefSeq and is a predicted model, not a curated record. Bases 44 to 481 code for a protein of 145 amino acids.
UUUUUUUUUUUAAUUUUUUAAUUUUUUUGCACACUUAUUAAUAAUGUUGAACAUUGUCCGUACACCUGUUGCUAGACGUGCAGUUUGCCAGACCAGAUGGAAUUCGACCACUACUUCAACAGCACCUGGCGGUGAUACUCGUCUUGAAACUAUUCGUCGUGUCCUUUUCGAGCCAGUCCGCAGAGAAAAGACGAUUACUUUAGAAGGAGAGUUGUUGGAACAACACGAGACUAUUGAACGUGCCUGGAAGCUUCACCGUAUGCGUCAAAGAGAGCAAAGAGAACGUUCUCUUGAACUUCAAUUCAGAGCCAUGAAUGUCGCCAUGAACGAAUUAGAAAAGACCAACGAUAGACUUUUCAAGGGUGCUCUUGUCAAGAGUAGACACAUCACAUAUCCUAAGCAAGCAAAGAUUCCUACAGAAACACCAUCCACACAAGGUUGGGAUUAUGCUUACAAAGCUCCCGAAGCUAUCACUGCUUAAAUAAAAAAAGAUCACUCAUCCCCCUCCACACACACGCACACGCUCACUCACUCACACACACACAUACGCACACACCUUAUUUUGACACACACGCACACGCACAUACUUUUUCUAACAAAGAUCGGAAACAAUACCUUUAAUCCAACUCUCACUUUUGCUUGUAUUUUUUAGAACGCCUUUUUUUUUUUUUUUUUUUUGUAUAUGCAUGGUUGUGGAUUUGGUUGGACAGGAAAAAGUUAUAAAAUAAAUAAUUGUAUUGUAAAUAUUACGUAAACUGGGAAAGAUUUAAAGGACAGAAGGGUCACGCAGCAUGAAAGAGUUUGUCAUUUAUGGCUGUCAAAAAAAAAAAAAAAAAAAAUACUA